AUGGCGACCUCUCGUGAUGCUCCAAACCCCCUGAGACCCUACUAUAUCCCGCCAUCUAUUGGGCCCCCUCCCGAUGUCCCGCAGAACCAGACAAGCUCGUCAUUACCGCCCGCUUUGAAGCCCAGUGCCAGUAGUAAAUCAAGUCUCGGCAGUCAGGCACGCGACAUUCUGUCCGAUCUCGACUAUGACUCGUACUUUCCAGAGACGUCGCCUUCAGUAGCUGGGCAUGCAAAGAAGCUGCUCGACCAUGCCUUGUGGAAUUACACCAGCGUCCUGUUAGCCCAACCAUUCGAGGUUGCGAAGACGAUAUUGCAGAUACACGAGGCAAAGGGACAACUAGCAGGCUUGGAGGGAGAUGUGCUCGGCCACAAGAGCAGGCCUCAGAGCUUCGCGAGCGGAAAGUUUGAGGAUUAUCCGCCUUCAGACGAGGAGUCGGACGAGGACUCGCCGUCAUACUUCACAUCUACUGCGCCGCGUAUGAACCCCACCUCGCCCUCGCCAUACUCCCCUUCCGUCGAACAAUCGAGGUCUCCACGGAGGCAUCAGAGGCGUCUCGACAGCCGAUCACGGUCACGAACACCCACACGACCCCCACCAUCCGCCAUACGCAAACUAGACCUCAAGCGACCGGACUCGCUUCUUGAAGUCAUAGCACAGCUGUGGCAGAAGGAGUCGGCGUGGGGGGUGUGGAAGGCUACAAACUGCACCUUCAUCUACAAUUUCCUGCUUAAGACGACUGAGGGAUGGUUCAGGAGUCUGAUCUCGGCCCUGCUGAACAUACCAGACCCAGGCCUAGUAGGAUCAGCAGGAAGUGGCAUAGGAGGUUUGGAUAUCCUGGAUAGCCCAAGCCCACUGACCUCACUCGGUGUUGCUGUCGCAGCUACAGCUAUCGCGGCCACCCUCCUCGCACCCCUCGAUAUGGUGCGCACCCGCCUCAUCAUCACACCCAUCUCCUCUUCCCCACGAUCUAUAUACCCUUGCCUCUCUCUUCUGCCCUCUUUUUCUGUCUCACCCAGCCUCCUUCCGGCUACCAUAAUGCACGCAUGUGUGCCCACACUUAUCUCCUCCUCAACACCUCUCUUCCUCCGCUCAACACUGAGCAUCGACCCGAUCCUCACGCCUACCACCUACUCCUUCAGCACAUUUCUCUCCUCCACAACUGAGCUAUUCGUCCGCCUGCCCCUUGAAACCGUUCUUCGGCGCGGCCAGGUCGCUGCCCUGCAGGACCACGAAACCCAGCGUCUAGCUUCUGAGUACCAGGUACCUCCUAGCCGUGCUAAAAGCCCGGCCUAUGGUCUGGAUAAGCCGAGCUCCGAUCAGAGCUUCAAGACGAUCGUGGACCCGGGUCAAUAUAGGGGUGUUCUGGGUACUAUGUGGUUCAUCGCUCGCGAGGAAGGCAUCUCAGUUCAGACCGCAAAUGCUGCCAAGGCCGCGAGUGCAAAGGCAAUGGGCUUCUCAAGGCCGCCGCGCACAAGGAAGGGUCAGGGCGUGCAUGGUCUAUGGAGAGGAUGGAGAGUGGGUGUUUGGGGUUUGGUGGGCAUCUGGGGCGCUGCCGCCCUUGGAGGUGGCGGCGCAUUUGAGAAGGACCCGUCAACAGAUGAGAUGCCAAUAUCCCCAUUCCAACUUGGAUCUGGCUUCACGGGGGGAAGUGUAUACAGCCUAGUGGUAUCCUUACAUAGAAGCCACGAACUACAUGGGACGCAACUCUUCACCAACCACCAGCUUGCCUUCACAAGAAUCGUUGUCAAUUUACUAGAUGCAGAUCCGUUAUUCGUUCUCAUCUCAAGUGAUUGUGCGACUGUACCAAGGCGUUCCCCUUUCUCAGUCGGCCUGAGAAUGAAGUUCAACGCCCUCGUCCUCAGCGCCAUCGCCCAAGUGGCUUCCGCCCAUUACUUUUUCGACACCAACAUUGUUGCCGGUGUUGCGCAGCCCCAGUUCAAAUACGUCCGCGAGUCGACCCGUGCCACCAAGUACAAUCCCAUCAAGUUCUCCUCCAACCCAGCUGCCGAUAUCCGUGAUGGAUCCACCGCCGAUGGCCCCGAUAUUGUUUGCAACCAGGGUGCCCAAAAGGCCGGCAAGACUCAGGUCAUGACCGUCAACGCUGGCGAGGAGAUCCGCCUCAAGUUGGCUGUUGGAGCCAAGUUCCAGCACCCUGGUCCCGCCCUGGUCUAUAUGUCCAAGGCUCCCAGCAGUGUGACUUCAUAUGAUGGAUCCGGUGACUGGUUCAAGAUCUUCGAGGAGGGUGUUUGCGGCAAUGGUGACUUCACCAGCGACGCCUGGUGCACCUACAACCGUGACUGGGUCGCGGCCAAGAUCCCCAAGGACACUCCCAACGGCGAGUACCUCGUCCGCGUUGAGCACAUUGGUGUUCACCGCUCCCACGUCAACCAGCCUGAGCACUACGUUUCCUGCAUGCAGGUCAAGGUUCAGGGUGGCGGUAGCGGUACCCCUGGCCCCAUGGUCAAGUUCCCCGGUGCCUACAAGGCCACCGACCCUUACGCCAACUUCAGCAUCUACAACGGCAAGAAGGACUUCCCCAUGCCCGGCCCCAAGGUCUGGGCUGGUGGUGCUAGCAGCGCCGGUGGUGCCACCACUCCCGCUAAGGAGGAGGCCACCUCUGCCGCCCCUGCUGCCCCUGCUAAGACUACCAUGGCCACUGUUGUUGCUCCUGCCCCUGCCGCACCCACCAAGGCUGCUGGCGGUGCUGGCUGCGCUGCCCUCUACGGACAGUGCGGUGGAAAGGGCUUCUCUGGUGCCAAGUGCUGCUCUGCUGGUACCUGCAAGGCUGCCAACGACUGGUACUCUCAGUGCGUCAACUAA
Molecule: messenger RNA, 2820 nt
Organism: Alternaria burnsii
Lineage: Eukaryota; Fungi; Ascomycota; Dothideomycetes; Pleosporales; Pleosporaceae
Product: mitochondrial carrier
Exons: 5
Coding region: 1-2820 (939 amino acids)
Biological process (GO): carbohydrate metabolic process
Cellular component (GO): extracellular region
Molecular function (GO): cellulose binding
Source: RefSeq, a predicted model, not a curated record